This is a messenger RNA of Terrapene triunguis (Three-toed box turtle), 2260 nucleotides long. RefSeq names its product mitochondrial tRNA-specific 2-thiouridylase 1-like. NCBI's taxonomy places the organism in Eukaryota, Metazoa, Chordata, Testudines, Emydidae. Gene Ontology annotation, cellular component: mitochondrion. The transcript has 3 exons. The coding region runs from base 694 to 1092 and encodes 132 amino acids. Gene Ontology annotation, biological process: tRNA wobble position uridine thiolation. The record is from RefSeq and is a predicted model, not a curated record.
GAUUUAAAGUCCAAACAUCUUUGGUGUCUUAUGAUUGGUAAUGAUGGUUGUGAUAGUUGGGAGCUUGUUACAUUACAGCACUCAAAAGUAUGAGAGUCACUUUUUUAGAACAAAUGGUAAAUAAGACGUGGUCCACACCCCUAGAAGGCUUACAGUCGGUUAAAUAUGAUGUGACAAGUGAGGGUAAAUCAGUAGAGUGGGGAAUGGGUGAAUAAGGACAAGGGCACAACAACAAAUCACAUUUCCUCAUUAUAAGCAUGUGCACAUCUUGAUUUCUCAAUUCCUUUUUUUAAAAAUAUCAGUUUGUUUAAUGGAUAUCAAGGAAGAAGUGAAUCUUAGAAAGGGAUUUGGAUGAAGAAAAGAUAGUGGACUUGUUGGAUCAAGAUAACAAGGAUAAUACUGCAUAAGGGUCAGCAUGGAGAAAGGGCUGGCGAGGAUUGUGUGGGAGAAGUGCACAAAUGAGCUGACAUAACUGUGGGGGUGAAGGGAGCAUGACGCUGAAUAGUAAUUCAGACUUGCUAUGGCAUAUUUUUUUCAUGAAAGAUUUAAGGAACCUGGUUAGAAUCUAACAUCUACUUGCUUUACUAGUGGAUUAGCUUUUAUUGUGGUAUACCUUGAUGUUUUUCUGAAAUCCUAUGCUUUCAUUCACAACAGUUAUGUAAUAUCUGGCAUAAACAUUGGUGUUAAACAAAAAUGUUGUACUUUAAGGCACCAUCUACAGAUCACCCUGCACUGUAUAGAGACCUACUGCGGACAAACCGUGUGCACUGGAUUGCAGACGAACCUCCUGCUGAGCUAAUUAGGGACAAAAUGAUGGAGUGUACUUUCAGGUUUCAGCAUCAGAUGGCACUAGUGCCUUCCAUGUUAACUCUAAACCAAGAUGGGACAGUGUGGGUGACACUAGUCAAGCCAAUAAGAGCUCUUACACUAGGGCAAUUUGCGGUGUUCUACAAGGGUGACGAGUGCCUUGGCAGUGGAAAAAUCAUGAGGCUGGGCCCAUCAGUGUACACCUUACAACAGGGCAAAAGCAGAGAGCAGGAUUCAAGGCAUGUGUUAGCAGAGGAGAUCAAGAAGUUAGAACCAGCAACGUAACUCAUGCAUUUUUCUUGAUUGAAAGACUUUUGGGAAACUGGAGCCUUAAAAUAAGGAGAACAACAACAACACACACACAAACACAUUUUCUCUGACAAACUAUAACUUUUAAAGGUUGAAUUAUGACAGUCCUGUCAUAGUGUUUGACUGAUGAUACCUGAGAGGGUUUUUGGACAAAAAACAGUUUUGAUAUGGUUUCAUUAAAAGAGGUCAGUAAGAUACUUCAAAUAAGUAACAGAAACAUAGUAUACAAAAAGAUGGGCAUGACUGGAUGAGAGACAUCCUGGCAGUUUCAAGAUCAGCAUUUUCAUGUUUUCGGAAUGGGGUUAACUGUAAACCAAGUAUUUAAUGUCAGAGUCAUUCUAAUAUAAAUACACUGUUUAUGUACUACUCUGUUCUAGAAAUUUAUGAAAGUUUCUACAGCUUGAAAAAGCUGCUUUCCCCUCUGUUUCUUAUGCCGUGAUAUCAGCCUUGUGGUAGAGAACUCCUUAUUAAUGAAUUUUCAAUAUGUAAUAAAACUGUUAAUUUCCUAAAAUUGCUCUAUAGCAGUAGCAGCAUAUAAAAUUAUUUUAAUUUAAAAAAAAUGCCCAAAACCCUAAACCUCUCUUUUAGGUACAACUGAAAGUAUUUUUAAAAAUACUUUAUCUGUCUAUAGUUAAAAUGCAUACAUGAUUUAUGUUAAAUUUGUGUGCAUGUGGACUUUCGGAGAAGGAUGUGUUGUCUCUUACAUUCAAGUUCAGCAGUUUGCAUGAACUGUGAGCAAUAGGUAUUUAUUUUUCACUAGCAAUAAAUUUUACAACAUGUAUUUUACACUUGUUUGAAUCUUAUGCUGCUAGUAGUUAUGGUUUAAGUUUUUACCAUAAUUCAGGUUUUGAAAUCUAGCGAUUUGAAAGCAAAUGUGUUGAUACAUCUAACAAUCUCUUAUAAAACUGAGUAAUGGUAUACCAUUUUACUGUAGUUUAAAUAAUUGUAUAAACUAAUCAAGGCAGGGACUGUGGAUUUUGUGUCCUUGGAGCACUGUGAGUACAUUGUCAGUGUGUAAAUAAAACCAAAUUCAUGUUUACUUGAUUGUUAUAUUAAAGCUUGUUAUACAAGUAACUUUUGGGGAGGGAGGGCUGGCAUUCAUGGAAAUAGACCGGAUACUAAAUCAACGUGGUGUCAUACUAUA